AUGACCUUCAACGACUUCAACGACACCGAUGCGGGCAGGGCCCUCCUCCGGCUGCUCAGUCGUGGCCAUGCAGUCGUUGCAGAGUUGCAACGCACCGCUGAAGCCGUCGAUGCCUCUGCACUGAACGAACCGCGACUCCGUUCUGUGCUUCCGGACUUUGUGGUCUUCCGCACAGAGGGUGCCAUCGAUCGUGUGGCCAACGGUCCCGAGAAGAUGGAGUUAGACGAAGAGAGCCGUGAGCUGAAUCUAGAUUCGUCAGCCAGAAUCUUUCGAGUACUAGCUGCCAUAAAGAAAUAUGCCAUAGAUCUGGCAAGAUUAAUCGAUGAUAUCGAUGCAGGGGCAUUCGUGGGUUAUAGCCUGGAAGGUAUUUUGCGAGAUGGGCAGGGUGCCUGCCUUCUCCCAGAGGCCGUUGCCUUGUUGGGCACCAUGCUCCUUGUCUCAGAUCAGCGCCUUCCGGGACAGACGCGGGAAAGGGCCUUGGUUCUCUUCUACCGAUGCACAGUGGGUACGAGCAACGAGCCAGAAGAUUUUGCUGAUGUCUGUCGACUCUUCAAAUCCACUGGUCGACCGGAGGAUUUGGCGACACGCAAGCCUGGCUAUCCUGAGAGCUAUUUCAGCCGUUUCCUCUUGCAGAAGGAGGCAAUCCGUUUGGUCAUUGGCAAGUUGCAGACUGGAGAUAUCUAUGAGGCGAGCCGUCAUUAUCCGCUGCCAGAGCAUCGUUCCCACGGAUUGUCUGCACAAGCAGGGCUUUUGUACGUUUGCCUCUUCUUCGAGGUCAAAACUCUGGAGUCUGAUUUCAUGGCAAUGCGCGAGAUCGUGGACAGAUACUUUGGCGACAGCUGGGUGGUAGCCUAUGCUUUAGGUUACACUGCUGACCUGAUGCAGAUGUGGGCCACAUAUCCCGCUGCCAAACAGGCGAUUGGCAACGCCAUCACAGGCAGCACAGUGCGGCAGCUUCAAGAGCGACAUCAGGAGCGUCUUGCCGAUGCUCAAGCGAAGUUGAAGGAGUGCUUGUUGGAGGGCGUCCUCACUGAGGAUUACGUUUCGAGCAAAACUCCUCAGCUCUUGAGCCUUUUGCGAGAGGCGAAUACAAGCAUCAGAUGGUUGCUUUUACAGCCAACCACCAACGAUCCAAAGCUGGAGGCUGUGUGUAAGAUUUCCGCAAGGAUGCGGGAAGAGGUGUUAGGAGCCUUGGUGGAUACAGCUCUGCUGGAAGACAAAGUCAAAGGCAUUUUGAUCCCUUUGGUCUCUAACCGCCAGGCGAACUGGCUUCGCCUGCAGGAGGAAGCAGCACAAGCGAUGGAUGACUUGGCUGUUUACUUCUCAGGUCAACAUGCAUUGAAGCGCAAAGUUCGCAACGAAGAGUUGGAGGAAUUCUUCCGAUCUCUUCAACAGCGCAUCGAGGAACUGAGCUUGAGCAGCCAGGAGGAUAUGGCAGCGCUUGGAAGGAAGGUGUCACAGGUAGACAAAGCCCUGGACGAGGUGGCCUUUUUUCAUGAAGUUUCGCAGCAGCCGCAAAUACUGCACUUUCUUAGUGAUGCCAGGCAGUUGCUGCAAAGAAUGCUUCGCACUGCCAACCUCAACGAGGAGAUGUUGGGAACCAUUGAGACUGUGGCGGACCUCUCAUAUGCUUGGCACGCUCUGGCUGGAUACAAAGAGGCAAUGGGGAAUUUAUUGGCUACAUCCCCGGAGAGUGUCAAGGGCCUGCGGGCGCUGUUUCUGAAGCUGGCCUCAAUCCUAGAGGUACCUUUGCGGCGCAUCAGGCAGUCUGGAAACGAGUCUCACGCCUCAUUGGUCUCCAACUACUACUCAGCUGGGCUGGUGCAAUUCAUGCGAUCGGUUUUGCAGGAUAUUCCGCGGCUGAUAUUCCAAAUUCUAGCUCAGCUAGCCACGCUCAAUGCCUCCGUGUCCCCGGUUGCGUGGCCCAGCCGUAUCUCCUUUGCAGAGUUACACAGCUAUGCCCAGAGGAGUGAGUCAGCAAGCAUUGAGGUUGGGAAACUCACACAACGCAUUGCUCUUUUGAUGCGUGGCAUUCGUGAAACGGACGUGGCCGUGCUGGGUGCCAUCUUGGUGGAGCCAAAGGAAGUUCUCGUGGAUGGCCUACGGCGCGAGCUGGCUGCAAAUAUCGAAGUGAUGCUGGCGAAGCAAAGCUUUGACCAUUUAGAGGCCUCGUUGAAAGAUCUAGCCGAUCAAAGUCGUCGGCUGCGUGGCUCCUUCGAGCACGUGCAAGAUUACUUGGGCGUAAGUGCCCAAGAGCUUUGGCGAGCGCAGUUCGGACGUGUGGUUCGUUUCUUGCUGCACAUGGAGCAACACCAGCUGUUGGGCAAACGUGGUCGUGCCAAAAGCUCCCCAGACCACGAUCCGUCACAGCCUAUCAGGUUCCCUGAUGGCAAGAGUUCUGGCGGCUCCUUCCUGUCACGCUGCAUGGCGAAGCUGCUGGAGCUUACGGAACCAAAGAGCUGUAGUGGUGGCUUCCGACAGGACUGGUGCAGUUCCGGCGGUGCACUCGAUAGCUUGGUACUACAGCAACUCAUGGAGGCGGUCGCCUCUCCUGGUAUUGCUGCUAUGUCGAAGUUGCUCGCGUUGAAAGCUGCUGGGCGAGUGCGCAAGGUUUUGCAGGGCGGUACGGCCUUGCUGGGUGAUCCAGAGCAUUCACGAGCAGUGCUCAAGGCCUCUCGUGCCCGCAGCAGCGAGGCGCUCCGUGUUUGCGCUGCCUCAUUGGCAAGCCAGGUGGGCCCCUUGGCCUCGGUGCUCAGCAGCUUGGGUCAGAUUAUGCUGCUGCAGCGGCGCCUCACAGCGUUGCUUAGGCUGCACGGAUCUUUGGAUGCUCCUUUGAUCAACAAAUCUCUGGGAGUGCUCGACGGAACGGCCUUAGUUGAGAGCCUCGAGGAGGAUGCUGAGACGGAGGUAGAUGGGGAGCUUCCAAGCUUGUGGGACUUUGUGGAUAGCAGCUCCAUCGCAAAGGAGGGUCAGCUCCGCUUUAGGCGAAAAUUGGCCAAAACAGGAGAGUUGCACGGCUUUGCUGAGCCAUUGCGGCAACUACUGCUGGUGAUCCCAGAAGAUUCCGCUCCCAAUGGUCUGGACACGCUCUUGGCUCUGGCAUUGGUGCAGUAUGUGGCGGAGAAGCAACGGCAGGCACCCUCGGCCCGGAGGACCAGCACUUGGACUGCCAAGGCACCGGCACCUACUGUCGGUACAGAGGCGCAUGUAGCCUUGAGUGCUGGCUUAGCUUCGUUUCUUCAACAGCUUCCAAGACAGCAGCUCCAUGGCACGUUCCAAGUUUGUGGCUUCUUCAUCCAGGGGCUUUGUUCUGAAGAGGCGGGAAGUGACUGA
Molecule: messenger RNA, 3333 nt
Organism: Cladocopium goreaui
Lineage: Eukaryota; Dinophyceae; Suessiales; Symbiodiniaceae
Source: the annotation of a GenBank genome assembly